AUGUCGAAUAACACCAUGUCCAACAAUCCUUUAAUUUAUGGAGUUGAAUUUCAGGCCAGAUCAUUGUGUUCUCUGCACGCUGAUAACGAUCAAGACUGUUUCUUAAUCGGAACUCAGUCAUUAAUCACGUCUAACAAUCAAGUCCACCUCGUUAAACUACAGGAAGAAACCAAUACACUUUGUCCUCAAAUAUAUGAGCAUAGCAGUGGUGAAAUAUGGUCAUUAUCGUCUUCUCCUACAGACAAAUGUUUGAUAUCUACUUGUUAUGCUAGUAUAGAACGAGAUUGUGAGAAGUGUACAGCUUUAUGGCGACUGCCAGAAGAAGACGGUCAUUUAGAAAAUGUCAUCACUUUUCCUUCAGAAAAGUAUGGUACUGAUGUUAAGGUGACCACAUUUCAUCCUACAAAUGAUGCAUACAUGUGUUCUGUUAUCGAUAAUAAUAUAGUGAUGUGGGAUGUAGGUGAAAGUGGGGUAAAAAUUGUAUGUACUGCAGUAUUGGAUGGUAAAGGUCAACCAAGAUUUACUACUGGAAAAUGGAAUCCACAAAGUGCUAAUUUACAGUUUGUAACUGCUGAUGAUUGUAAUAUAAAAGCGUGGGAUUUAAGAACCCAGACAAAAAUUGCAUGGAGUCUAGAUGGCGUUCAUUCUCAAAUUAUUAGAGAUUUUGAUUUUAAUCCAAAUCGUCAAUAUUAUAUGGCAACAUGCGGUGAUGAUGGAUAUUCUAAGUUCUGGGAUAUACGUAAUCCCAAACAACCACUAGUAUCCCGUGCUGAUCAUUCUCAUUGGAUUUGGUCUAUUAGAUAUAAUCCAGUACAUGAUGAAUUAGUUGGAACAGCUUCAAGUGAUGGUCAAGUCCUUAUUACAUGUUUACCAGGAAUUUCGUCAUCAGCUGUUGAAAACGAAGAUAUAAAAACUAAAAAUUUCAUAGAAGAUAAAAUAGUAGCAACGUGUGAUCAACACGAAGAUUCUGUGUAUUGUGUUGAAUGGUCCUCAGCAGAUUCAUGGAUAUUAGCUUCUUUAAGUUAUGAUGGUCGCUUAUUGCUUAAUAAAGUACCAAAAGAUGAACAGCUUAGAAUUCUAUUGUGAAGGAAACAUUUUGCAUUACUGUUUUGUUUAAUCAUAAAUUGUAUAGAAGGAUAAUUUAUUGUAAAUAAACAUUCUAUUGUUUUUCACAAAAAUAAUAAAUACCAUCAGAGUUAAAUGGUGUCUAUGCAUUUUAAUUACAAUUAUAUUUAGAUGUACAUAGUA
Myzus persicae (green peach aphid) is the source of this 1248-nucleotide messenger RNA. Its product is annotated as protein TSSC1. Gene Ontology annotation, molecular function: protein binding. The transcript is spliced from 7 exons. Gene Ontology annotation, biological process: protein ubiquitination. Bases 1 to 1086 code for a protein of 361 amino acids. NCBI's taxonomy places the organism in Eukaryota, Metazoa, Arthropoda, Insecta, Hemiptera, Aphididae. The record is from RefSeq and is a predicted model, not a curated record.